AUGUCUGGUUAUACGUCAUCACCCUCACCGAUUGGUUUGGCCGGAGGCAGUCGAGCAGCUGCUGAAAGUGAUGAUAGUACCAGGAAGAGGCAAGUACGGCUACUCAAGAACAGAGAAGCGGCAAAAGAAUGUAGGCGGAAAAAGAAAGAAUAUGUGAAAUGCCUGGAAAAUCGUGUAGCCGUUUUGGAAAAUCAAAAUAAAGCGCUGAUCGAAGAACUCAAAACGCUGAAAGAAUUGUACUGCAGAAAAGAGAAAACGGAGUUAUAA
Molecule: messenger RNA, 267 nt
Organism: Gongylonema pulchrum
Lineage: Eukaryota; Metazoa; Nematoda; Chromadorea; Rhabditida; Gongylonematidae
Source: the annotation of a GenBank genome assembly